AUGCCAAUCCCACCCAGACCAAUCCCAGUACACUCUAGGACACCUCACGGUCGAUCCAGACCCGGAUCGGGUGUUCCCAGAAAAUCAUUACCUUCCUCAUCGGCCUCUUCCUUAGAUUGGAGAUCAGAAGUAGCACUCUUAAAUGAACUAGGACCGAAAUCAGUUCCUACACUUCAGUCAAAAAGAUUGACUACUCUGGGAGUUAAUAUGGUAGUCACCAAAACCGAGUCAACGGUCAACGACAACGACGAAGUUAAAGGGAAAAGAGAAGUCAAAUUGGAUGGUCUCAUCGAAGAUAGUAAAGGAAAAAGGGAAAAGAGAGCGACAACGGCGACUACAUUAGGAUUCGAUUUCAUACCUAAUCCAACUAUACUUACUUUACCCGAUACAUCUGAUAUACAACCUACAUCCAAGACCAAAUCAUCUUUAUUAACUACAUCCAAAACAAAUCUCAAUACACCUGUUCCAUCAUCGAAUUCGUCUCAAAAGACAGUUCCUUCUUCUGCAUUAUCAUUGAUGGAAGGAACACCUACCACGCCUUCUUUAUUACCUCAAGCAAAUAUUGAUAGCUCUUCUUCGCAAGAAUUAGAUCAUGAGUUGUCAGAUGAAGAUGAUGAUUGGGAAUAUAUCCCUUCUUUAACUCAAUCUAAAACCAAAACCAAAUCUGAUUCUCACAGAAACGGAAACGGAAAUGGAAACGGAAACGGAAACGGAGAUGAUGAUAACGUUGAUUCUGACGGUGAAGAAGAUGUAAUAGUUUUAGGUGAACUAGAAUUGGAUGACGAGAUUGAUAGGUUGGAAACUAAUGAAGGUGGUAAAAUCGUUGAAAAGCAGAAGCAGAAGAAAAUCAAGACUAAAGGAAAAGGAAAAGGGGAGAAAGUCAGUUAUGCAGAUGUUUUAGGUAAAGCCUGA
This is a messenger RNA of Kwoniella shivajii, 912 nucleotides long. RefSeq lists its product as uncharacterized. The record is from RefSeq and is a predicted model, not a curated record. Bases 1 to 912 code for a protein of 303 amino acids. Lineage: Eukaryota; Fungi; Basidiomycota; Tremellomycetes; Tremellales; Cryptococcaceae. The transcript has 2 exons.